AUGGCGUCAAACCGUGCUUUCACACCACCUGACGAGCUUGACCUGGUGCAGCUCCGGCUGCUUGCCGACCGGAUGACCGAGCGAAACAAUGCACGCGCUGAUAUUAUGCGCGCAAUUGUCACUAUACGAAGCGGUUACGAACAAGUCAUCGCGCACUACAAUCGAAACCAACUCCCAGAUGUGUUGGUCAUGGUUACCAAUGCGAUGGACGUCAGCAUUGCCGUUUUGCAACAUAGGUGGAUACUAUGUGAUAUUGAGGAACAGGGGGACUUGGAGUGCUUCCGCCUGAUUCUUUGGCGUCAAGGGGGCUCAACUGGAACUGGCGCAUGA
Penicillium mononematosum is the source of this 330-nucleotide messenger RNA. RefSeq lists its product as uncharacterized. The transcript has a single exon. Bases 1 to 330 code for a protein of 109 amino acids. NCBI's taxonomy places the organism in Eukaryota, Fungi, Ascomycota, Eurotiomycetes, Eurotiales, Aspergillaceae. The record is from RefSeq and is a predicted model, not a curated record.